AUGCAGUGGCCCUAUCGCAAUUCGCAGCAAACCGGCUGGAGAACGUUAGCUGCGCCCGCUCGUGGUGGGAAGUUGAUCCCGUCAGACAAGGUUACAUCGAAAAUCUGCAUGGACAAUUCGGCCGCCAUCCUUCCAGCUGGAGUUGUGAAGCAGCUUGAGCUAUCCUGGUCGCAGUCAAGCGUGCGAGCGGCCAUCGGGUCGAGCUCUACGCUAGACCGCAACUCCCGUGCGGGUCUGCCGUCUGCGGGUCUCCACAUUGACAGCUCGGCGCAAGCUUCCAGAGCGAGCAUCAUCAGUCGUGACGCUACUCCCCAUAGCUGCUAUCAAGCUCGGGCUCUAUCUGACCGAGCCGACCGAACACCUGUGGCUGCCCGCAACGCAGGCCCGAUAGGCGGCCUCUGGCAGGUUGCGCAUCUGUUUGAUCUGCUCAUCAGGAGCUCGAGCUUAGAUUAA
This is a messenger RNA of Mixia osmundae IAM 14324, 453 nucleotides long. RefSeq lists its product as uncharacterized. NCBI's taxonomy places the organism in Eukaryota, Fungi, Basidiomycota, Mixiomycetes, Mixiales, Mixiaceae. The transcript is spliced from 4 exons. The record is from RefSeq and is a predicted model, not a curated record. The coding region runs from base 1 to 453 and encodes 150 amino acids.